Messenger RNA from Physella acuta, 945 nucleotides. RefSeq lists its product as uncharacterized. The record is from RefSeq and is a predicted model, not a curated record. NCBI's taxonomy places the organism in Eukaryota, Metazoa, Mollusca, Gastropoda, Physidae.
AUGAAUACAUUAGCUGCUCUUGUUUUGCUCUUCACUAUAUCAUAUGCUCAGGACUGUGGCCCUGGCUGGGUACUACGUGCUGGCACCAACUUUUGCUACCGUUUUGAAACCUCUACUUUUAAAAACUGGACUAAUGCCAGGGACGCCUGCGUUUCUUUUGGAGGGAAUUUAAUUACCAUAUCAAGCGCCGAAGAGCAAGCAUACUUAACAGGCCAAUUAAGUAACUUUACACGGGAGAUCUGGAUUGGUUUGAGUGAUGACCUAAGAGAAGGAGCCUGGCGAUGGGCGGACAGGUCCUGUGUGACCUACACCAACUGGAAUCCACUCUCUAGUGAGCCCAACUAUUGGAAUAUGGGCAGUGAUUGUGCCACCAUGCUGCCCUAUGCCCUGUACGGACAUAAAUGGAACGACGACAGGUGCUACAACGAAUAUCCGUUUAUCUGCCGUAAAAGACUAGAUGCCCUACCGUCCACAACAACUACAUUUCCACCUACUGCAACUAACCCACCAACUACUACAACUACACCAAUGACUACCACAACCACUCGAGCUACCACCACUACCACACGUGCAACUACAACCACUACACCCACCACGACUGCAAGGCCAACUACAACAACUACACCACCAACUACAACAACUACACCAACUACCACCACCGCCAGACCUACAACUACAACACCACUAACUACCACUACUGCUCCAUCUACCACCACUACCACACCAACAACUACAACAACUAAACCAACAACUACCAUAACUAUUACACCUAGAGUGGCAACCACCACUGCUAGAAAAACCACAACCACAAGAAAAACAACAACCACCACUAAAACAACCACCACGAAAAAAUGGAGAGACACAAGAAGAGACAGACACCACGGCUUUGAUAAACUGAGAAAAAAGUACAUGAAGCACAGCGGAGAGAUGUUUUCGCAUCAGUAA